AUGGACAGUAGUCUAGACAAUCUUGUAACGACUGAGUUUAUUAGCAUUUGUGUUCAAGAUCCAAGGCUCCAUAAAGAGGACUUCUGGCACACGUACAUCGACUAUGAGAUCUAUGUACAUACCAACAGCAUGUGUUUUCGAAAGAAGACUUCCUGUGUGAGGCGGAGUUACAGUGAGUUUGUCUGGCUGCGUAAUUGUCUGGAACAGAACGCUCUGAUCAUAGAUUUGCCCAGGUUGCCCCCCUGGAACCCCUUCUUCAGCCUGAAGAACCCAGAGCAAGUCAACCAGAGGAUGAAGGGUCUGCAGGAGUUUUUAGAAAUUGUUCUUCACACACCCUUCUUGUUAUCCGACAGUCGGCUCCAUCUGUUCCUCCAGUCAGACUUGAGUAUCACAAAAAUUGAAAAGUGUGCUCGUGGUAAGACCAGGUACACAGUGGCUGAAGCCAUACAGCGUCCCAGCAGUGGUUAUGUCAGUAGAUUAGAGGACAAAGCUUCUUUUGACUCUGACUGUGAAAGCACUUCAUCGUCGGGUUUGGGAUUAAGUCUCGACACUUCAGCGCGAGGAGACCACCUCCUCUUCUUCCCGUCCUCUGACAAAGAUCCAGAGCUGUGCAGCUGUCUUUCAGAGUCUUCCAGUCCACACACCGAACGUUAA
Messenger RNA from Stegastes partitus (bicolor damselfish), 654 nucleotides. RefSeq names its product sorting nexin 10a (gene snx10a). Gene Ontology annotation, biological process: vesicle organization; cilium assembly; intracellular protein transport. Gene Ontology annotation, cellular component: endosome. The record is from RefSeq and is a predicted model, not a curated record. Gene Ontology annotation, molecular function: phosphatidylinositol phosphate binding. NCBI's taxonomy places the organism in Eukaryota, Metazoa, Chordata, Actinopteri, Pomacentridae. The transcript is spliced from 6 exons. The coding region runs from base 1 to 654 and encodes 217 amino acids.